GAUCCAAAAAGUCUGCUAAAAAUGUUUAAUUUAAAAUAUUUUCUUUAUUUAAUUUUCUUUGUUUUCCUCUUUCAAAUCACCAAAUGCCAAGGACAAGGGGCUGGUAGAUGGAUUGGAAAAAAUGAAAUUGAAGGAUUGUCUUCUGUUGAUGGCGGGAAAAAACUAGUAGAUUCUCAUUUGAAUAUGGAAACUUUAGAUAAUAUUGUCUCUCCUUAUGCUAUUGGAUGGUCACCAGAAAAUGAGUGGACAAUGGACCCUAUACGUCUAAAAAAGUGGUCAACACAAUUACGUUAUGGAAAGAGGGCUGUCUCUGCAUUUCGUAGAUCUCCUUGGUCUAGUCAAGUUAGGUGA
Messenger RNA from Meloidogyne enterolobii, 351 nucleotides. NCBI's taxonomy places the organism in Eukaryota, Metazoa, Nematoda, Chromadorea, Rhabditida, Meloidogynidae. The record is from the annotation of a GenBank genome assembly.